AUGAAUUGUGUUACGCAUGCCUUUGUACGAAUAGCGAAUCACUCGAAGUACAAUGUGCUUGGAGUUGAGCAAAGCUGGGAGGGUCUCGCUGAAGGUCGAUUCAAGGAACUUAACUGGGGUAACGUCACCGGAUGGAUGUGUCGUGGAGGUUCAGAGCUCGGCUCGAAAAAACAGUUACCCACAAAUUUGAUUAAAAUUGCGCUCAUUCUGGGAGAGCAGAACAUAGAAGGAUUGCUGAUUGUUGGAGGAUUCGAGGUAUAUUAA
Ostertagia ostertagi is the source of this 264-nucleotide messenger RNA. Lineage: Eukaryota; Metazoa; Nematoda; Chromadorea; Rhabditida; Trichostrongylidae. The record is from the annotation of a GenBank genome assembly.